Colletes gigas is the source of this 375-nucleotide messenger RNA. Its product is annotated as uro-adherence factor A-like. The record is from RefSeq and is a predicted model, not a curated record. The transcript has 4 exons. The annotation marks the transcript as partial. NCBI's taxonomy places the organism in Eukaryota, Metazoa, Arthropoda, Insecta, Hymenoptera, Colletidae.
CUAUCUGAAACGGAGUCAGAUGUUGAAUUACUAUCUGAAACGGAAUCAGAUGUUGAGUUACUGUCUGAAGAAUCAGACGUUGAAUUACUAUCUGAAACUGAGUCAGACGUUGAAUUACUAUCACUUACUUCAGAUGUUGAGUUACUAUCACUUACGGAAUCAGACGUUGAAUUACUAUCUGAAACGGAGUCAGACGUUGAGUUACUAUCACUUACUGAAUCAGAUGUUGAGUUACUGUCUGAAACUGAGUCAGAUGUUGAAUUGCUAUCUGAAACGGAGUCAGACGUUGAGUUACUAUCACUUACGGAAUCAGAUGUUGAGUUACUGUCUGAAACUGAGUCAGAUGUUGAAUUACUAUCUGAAACUGAAUGUUGA